AUGCGGGAGUUGUCAUCGGGAGAGGACAACACGAGUGAGCCGUGAUGGAGGUCCAGCGGAGCAUCCUCCUCGCUCUCCAGGAGAAUGGUGUCCUCAGGUCGCAGGAGCUGGCGCUGGCUCACAACCACUCUCACCAGAAGGUGGUGGGCGCCAUCAAGUCCUUACAGUCACUUGGAAACGUUAUAGAUGUAAAACAAAUGGUUCUUAAGACAUGGGAGUGCACUGAUGAAGGUGCCAGCUUGGCCACCAACGGCUCUCAUGAGGCACAGUUGUUCAACUCCUUGCCACCAGAGGGACGCUCUCUGGGGGAUAUUAAAGCCAGUUUCCCAAAUUCAAAUUUUGCUCUUGGAGCAGCCAUGAAAAAUAAGUGGUUAAGAAAAGAAGGAGAGAGAGUAAUCCCUGCUGUGGCCUCCAUUGAUGAUGUAGUACAAACCCAUCUAAAAGCGAUUGCUUCUGGAGCUGAAAAUAGUGUACCAGAUAAGAUCAAAGCUGAUUAUAAGAAGAGGAAACUGAUUAAAGAAGUUGACAUGACUGUAUUUGAAGUUAGCAAAGGCAGUGAGUUCACUACCUCAGUUGUGAAGCAAGAGGCAGAGUUAACUAAAGAAAUGAUUGAGAGUGGUCAAUGGAAGAACAAGACCUUCAAACCUUUCAACUUCAAAUCAAAGGGAAGGAUUGAACAGCGGUCCGGCUAUCUCCACCCAUUAAUGCAGCUAAGAUCAGAAUUUCGCCAGAUCUUCUUAGAAAUGGGUUUCUCCGAAAUGCCCACCAACAAUUUUGUCGAAAGUGCUUUCUGGAAUUUUGAUGCUCUUUUUCAACCUCAGCAACAUCCAGCACGAGAUGCACACGACACCUUCUAUGUGGCCGAGCCAGGAAAGACAAGUGGUGUACCUGAAGAAUAUCUGCAAAAGGUGAAGAAAACGCACACAAGCGGUGGAUAUGGCUCCGUUGGAUACCAAUAUGAUUGGAGCAGGGACGAGGCUUACAAAAAUCUUCUGCGUACUCAUACCACAGCUGUUAGUGCACGCAUGCUGUAUAAACUGGCUCAGGAAGGAUUCAGACCAGUCAAGUUUUUCUCCAUAGACAAAGUAUUUCGAAAUGAAACAUUAGAUGCAACACACCUUGCUGAAUUCAACCAGAUUGAGGGUGUGGUGGCUGACUAUAAUCUGAGCAUUAAAAACCUUAUGGGAUUAAUAAAGGGUUUCUUUGAAAAGAUCGGCAUAACCAAGCUGCGCUUCAAACCUGCAUAUAACCCAUAUACUGAACCAUCUAUGGAAAUUUUCAGUUACCAUGAAGGUUUGAAGAAAUGGGUUGAAGUUGGCAACUCUGGCAUGUUUCGUCCCGAGAUGUUGCGACCAAUGGGGAUCCCAGAAAAUGUCACUGUUGCUGCCUGGGGCCUGUCAUUAGAGAGGCCAGCAAUGAUAAUGUAUGGGAUCAACAAUAUCCGAGAACUGGUUGGCCCUCGGGUGAAAAUGGAGCUGAUCCUCGACAAUCCUGUCUGCACCAUUGACAAGUUCAGAAAACGAGAAGAGCCAGACAAGAGCGGAGCUCCAACAGUACAGUCCCUAACCAAGCGGCAGGAGCUAAUUUUAGAUAGGUUGUUAGCCCUGCAAGCAAAGGUUGCCAACAUUGCUGCUAAAAUGGGUGUCAAUCUGGAGGAGUCUGACACUGCUGUCACCACUCAGUUGACUGGUGGGCCAAAACUGGGAGUAGUGCAUGAUGUGGUUAUUUAUGCUGACCCUCGGCGGCCGCCAUACAGCAUCCGAGCUUUGGCUAAUGCACUCUCCACAACCUACUCUAUUUGUUUACAGGUCCACUGUCACUCCACGGUCAAGGAAGUGUCAGAGAAACUUCAACAGUUUUGGGGAGUGAAACGUGGAGUAGAACGCACCGACAGCGAUGUGUGCCUAACUCUAGUGUGGAGACAAGAUGGUGACUCUCCCACAGCCCUUAUGCCGACACUAACAGUGUCUCCAUUGGCAGCUAACAAGAUUUGCGGCGAGCACAACAUUGGGCGAUACUUAUCUAGGCUGGUGGAAGCGGCUGCCUGCCCCAUAAACCUGUACGAGUGCUUAUCCAACUCUGUCUUCACUGCCCAAGUAGAUGAACUUCUUGAUAAGUGUCAUUCAAAAUUUACUCUAGGGAAUAAUAAAGAACGAGCUAGUUAUGUGAAUGAACUCGAUGCCAGGUUGAGUAAAGAGUCGUAUCUUGCUACAUCGAACAUAACUUUGGCCGAUUUUAUUGUUCUCUCCAAUCUUCUACAAUUACGCAUGUUAGAAUCGGCACCACCUAAUGUACAAAAGUGGAGUAAGGGCUGUCUAGCACACCAACUUUGUAAAAACUUUAUUUAAUAGUUAUAUAAUUCAUUAUAAUUAUUUACCAGACUUAAUAAAAAUUUAACUUAAAAAUAUCUAGAAUUAUAUAAAUAAUUAGAUAACGAGUACAGUAUCAAAUGGCAUCAACUUAAUUUUCAUUUUGAUUAAAACUCAAACUGUCGUGAGAAUAUGUAGCUAUGUAUGCAUUAUUAGUACUUAUAUUUAUUAAGAUGGUACAAGCUGGAUAAAGAUAAUUAGCAUGAAUGUGUGAACUCAACACCUAAAAAUUAGUACCUGGACAUAAUCUGAGAAAUCUUAAGGGAUUCCACUUAGGUAAGGAGUGGAAUAAAUGUGAACUGCAAAAUAGUUCAUUAUACAAUACUCAUUACGUUUUUUUUUUUUUUAGAAAAAUUAAGAAAGCAUGUGUGUGUGCCAAAGGUAUAAAGCACAACAAAUUGUAUACCGAGGAAUUUGAUGUGGUUUAUGUAUAACCAAUGGUGUUACUAGAAAAUCACCCCCAUAUGUUGUAGCUUUCGUAGUUACUCCAUGUUUAUAAGCUAAUUAGGCAUUCAUAUAUUUAACACUAAAAACUUGUAGAUCAGAAUUAAAUGUUGGAUUCAUGGACAUUUCAACCCUAAAUAUAACCUAAAUAACUUUAAAAACUCCAAAUGUGACAUAAUGAAUGUAAGGUAAAAAAAUUAAAUGUGCAUAAGUACCAUUUUCACAUUAGUAAACUCUGCAUUUCUUUAAUUUUCUUCGUAAAUGAAAUGGCUUGGAUAGCUUUAUGCAAAGGAGAUGUUGAUGUUGCAAAUGAGAAACAUAAGUGUAAGACAGUCACCCAACAUGUGACAAUAGUGGACUGUAUACUGGUAUUUUUAAUCUAAUAAGGAAAGUUACCUGUUUUUUUUUUUGAACCUUGGACAUUGUGUGUAAAAUAGUUAGACCUGUCUGGAAGCAGGUAAAUGACCAAUCGUUUUAACAUCGAUGUGCGUGUAAAAACAAAAUGGCUGUGACACGAUAACAGUUGGGUAGGAACAAAUUUCCUAGUCAUUCUGUUUGAUUUUAUUUUAUAAUUACAGUACUAGUUUUAAUUAUCUAAAAUUCAUUCAGUGGUUAGCUAAAAUAUUUGUGCUAAUUUGUUGCUUUUAUGUUGUGCAUGAUGCAAUAUAACUGGAGGCUGUUAUACUGUAUUGUGUACCAAUGCUACAUGUACUGUUAUAUCAUGUAGAUAUUUAAAAACUUGCCUAAAUCCUAAUACAAGAAUAGGUUAGAAAAGCUUUGUUCAUCGAGAAAUAAAAGAAUUAAGAUUACACGGAAUUUCAUGGACAGUUAAGUUUUCAUCAGUUCUUGAAGACUGAUAAAUGUAUGGUUCAUUGGUUACCAGAUUGGCAAAUUAUUCUCCUGUGACUUCAUGGUAUUUCCACUUAUAAGUGUUUGCAUUAACAUUGUGUUACUUGAACAUGUACUGAAAAAUAUUUGGCUAUAGGUAUCCAUUUGUAGGAGACACAAUAUGACCGGGAAAAUUCUGUAAGACAUUAAAAUUGUACUUUUCAA
Procambarus clarkii (red swamp crayfish) is the source of this 3866-nucleotide messenger RNA. RefSeq names its product phenylalanine--tRNA ligase alpha subunit (gene alpha-PheRS). Gene Ontology annotation, molecular function: ATP binding; tRNA binding; phenylalanine-tRNA ligase activity. Gene Ontology annotation, cellular component: cytosol; phenylalanine-tRNA ligase complex; cytoplasm. The record is from RefSeq and is a predicted model, not a curated record. Gene Ontology annotation, biological process: phenylalanyl-tRNA aminoacylation. NCBI's taxonomy places the organism in Eukaryota, Metazoa, Arthropoda, Malacostraca, Decapoda, Cambaridae.